Messenger RNA from Ailuropoda melanoleuca (giant panda), 1354 nucleotides. It is a transcript of the gene GAPDHS, whose product is annotated as glyceraldehyde-3-phosphate dehydrogenase, spermatogenic. Bases 99 to 1304 code for a protein of 401 amino acids. Lineage: Eukaryota; Metazoa; Chordata; Mammalia; Carnivora; Ursidae. Gene Ontology annotation, cellular component: cytosol. The record is from RefSeq and is a predicted model, not a curated record. Gene Ontology annotation, molecular function: NAD binding; NADP binding; glyceraldehyde-3-phosphate dehydrogenase (NAD+) (phosphorylating) activity. The transcript has 11 exons. Gene Ontology annotation, biological process: glycolytic process; glucose metabolic process.
CGUCCCGGCGAGAAGCUCCGGCCCCACUAGCCCCGGCGCCCCUCGCCGCAGUAACAUCGCGACGGUCCCCAAGCGGCUAAGCCAUGAAACCUUAGGCCAUGUCGAAACGCGACAUCGUCCUCACCAAUGUCACCGUUGUCCAGCUGCUGCGACAGCCGCGCCCGGUGACCAGAGCACCACCCCCGCCGGAGCCCAAGGUUGAGGCAGAGCCGGAGCCGCAGCCUGAGCCAGAGCCCAAACCUGAGCCAGUCAAGAAUGAAUCCCCACCUCCUCAAUCUAAGAAGCCUUCUGUGGUUCGAAAGCUGACAGUGGGCAUCAAUGGCUUUGGACGCAUUGGUCGCUUGGUGCUCCGGGCCUGCAUGGAGAAGGGUGUGAAGGUGGUAGCAGUGAACGAUCCAUUCAUUGACCCGGAAUAUAUGGUGUACAUGUUUAAAUAUGACUCCACCCACGGCCGGUACAAGGGGAGUGUGGAGUACAGGAGCGGAAAGCUGGUCGUGGACAACCAGGAGAUCAGCGUCUUCCAGUGCAAGCAGCCCCGAGAUAUUCCCUGGAAGUCUGUCGGGAACCCCUUUGUGGUGGAGUCCACAGGCGUGUACCUGUCCUUAGAGGAAGCUUCAUACCACAUCGAGGCAGGUGCUACGCGUGUGGUCAUUUCCGCACCGUCACCCGAUGCACCCAUAUUUGUCAUGGGGGUAAACGAGAAGAACUAUGAUCCUGGCUCCAUGAAAGUUGUCAGCAAUGCAUCCUGCACCACCAACUGCCUGGCCCCCCUUGCCAAGGUCAUCCACGAGCAAUUUGGGAUCGUGGAAGGGCUGAUGACUACAGUUCAUUCCUACACUGCCACCCAGAAGACGGUGGACGGGCCAUCGAAGAAGGCCUGGCGAGACGGGCGGGGUGCCCACCAGAACAUCAUCCCAGCCUCCACAGGGGCUGCCAAGGCCGUUGGCAAGGUCAUUCCAGACCUCAAAGGGAAGCUGACAGGAAUGGCGUUCCGGGUGCCAACCCCAGACGUAUCUGUUGUGGACCUGACCUGCCGCCUGGCGCAACCUACCUCGUUCGAGGCCAUCAAAGAUGCCAUAAAAGCAGCAGCCAAGGGGCCUAUGGCUGGCAUCCUUGCCUACACCGAGGAUGAGGUCGUCUCCACGGACUUUGUGGGCGACACCCACUCGUCCAUCUUCGAUGCUAACGCCGGCAUCGCGCUCAACGACACCUUCGUGAAGCUCAUUUCCUGGUACGACAACGAAUACGGCUACAGUCACCGGGUGGUGGACCUCCUCCGCUACAUGUUCAGCCGCGACAAAUGAAGCAGGAGAGCCCCUCCUCUGCUCCCCCAGGCUCCGGGACCGGAACCCGC